This is a messenger RNA of Sclerotinia trifoliorum, 1550 nucleotides long. The record is from the annotation of a GenBank genome assembly. NCBI's taxonomy places the organism in Eukaryota, Fungi, Ascomycota, Leotiomycetes, Helotiales, Sclerotiniaceae.
GACCUCGGUUCGGCCAGCUAGAAAUCAAUACAUAUCAUGGACCCUCUCCCGUGAUCAGCCUAGAAAACGGGGAGUUGAGAGUCCGAGUGGCUUAGGAAAAUCAUUCCAAAUAAACGACCAAUCAUCCAAUUCUUGCAACGAAAAGACGUCAAGACUUGAAGUUCAGUUCUCGAAAAGUUCCAAUAUCCUCAGUAUAUUUUGUUUUGAAGCCUUAGAAGUUCGAAAGACAAUUGAUUCAUAUCACGUAAUCGCUUAACUUUUGCUAUUUAAUACACCAUACCUUAUCCAAUAUGCCGAUUAUUCGAAAUCCAUUUGCGAGGAAACAGGACGUUCAGACGGGCUUACAGCCGUCCCAAGAUCAGAAUGCCCCCCUUCCUUCUUUUGAGAGAGUCUCUACAGUCGCUUCUCGAGCAUCUUCGAUGAGUAUCAAAACGGCGAAGAGUGAAGAGCCCCCGGAGUAUAAAAUGAGUGGUAUGAUACUUUUGUUUAGAUGACCGGGUUUUACGGGAAACCCUUACUGACAGGAAUAAUUGUAUAGUUGUGAACGAUAGCGGCGUGUAUCUACCUGUAAGUGUUGGCAAGCUCAACAUACAUGUGCCAAUUUGACUGACCAAUCCAAAAGCCUUCUCCACCAGAAAAAAAGAGUUUCUGGCCUCGCAGCAAGGGCAAUCUUUCCGUAACUUCAAUCAAUACCCGAACGACUUCAAAUGAUGAGAUUGAUCCUUUUCCGAUCUCCAGAGAAUCUUUCGAUUCAUAUAGAAGAUCAUUUGUAAGUUUAUACAUCACUAAAUCGCUGUCCGAGAAACUCUUCUGACUUUGAAAAGGAUAUCUCAGCUAGAUCACCUAUAAGUCCCAUCGAUGGAUAUGGUGGACGACAAAGUCUUGAUUCUGCAAGACUGCCUCAAAUGCAAAGAUCUGCCAUUGGUAAUAGACGAUUCGACAGACAGCCACCCACGGCCGAAGAAGGAUUCGAAGAGGUGGGGCUAAAUGAUGCCGCCAAUGACUCCACAAAGCAGAUUAAGAAGAAGGGUUUCUUCUCGAAAUUUGGUGAUGAAGCACUUCCAUCGUUUCAUAUGCCAGGGAGGAAGCGUGGUCAGAGUGGUACAGGAGAAGAGCUUGGUAACUUUCCAAAACCAGGCAGUACGACUCCAAAUGUCGAGGUUGAUGAGGUUCGCUAAGGCAUAUGAUGAGGUUUAUAAACUUUCAGGAAAAUUUGAAAUUCAUGGGCGUUCGGGACAAAUCUUUGUACCAUGUUGUACUGGUACCUACAAUCGCUUGGGAACCGGUCAUAGAAAUAUUAUGGCGGGGGUCAUACAUCAAUUCCAGAUGCCGCAAAGUUGCUGGUAUAAUAAUAAUGUAAAAAUGUAAUGGCACAUGAAAUUCAUUCGGACGAGUGUAACUGUCGGAACUAAAAGACCAUGGCUUUCUAGUACCUAUGGCUAAUAAAUAGUACGGAUCUGACUCAUGUAUCAAUUGAGAAUAUAAAUGGAAGAAAUAGAUAGGGAGAGGAAGUCAGUGUAAUAGAAUCAUGACUCGAAAAGAAGUUCUUG